CAUAAGAAACCAUGUAAAAAUGGUGCAUUUUAACUCUAAUCACCCAUUUUGAUACUUUUUAAGUGAAUUUAAUAUUAGACAGAAAAUGUUGUCACGUGGGCGUUUGUCAUUAUGAGCGUUAAUUGUUUUAGACAGAAGGUAAUGUUGAAGAAGUGUCACGUGGGUGUGUGUCAUUAAAGCUUUAACGCUUAAAAUUUAAUCAUUCUUUAUCUAGCACUCAUACAGAGCUGUCGCAUAAGAAUGACUAACCUUAUGCGUGAGUAUAUUAGACUUAACCUUAUUAAAAGAUGUAUCGAGCAAGAAUUUAUUCAAGCCAACUAUUGUGGAGUAUGCUUAGCUGGAAGUUUGAUAUUUUACGAAGUGGCUAAGAAAUAUGAUAUAACAACAAAAGUACAAGUGGGCACUAAACUUUACUCAAAUGGUACUAAAAUAACACCCCAUUUUUGGAUUGAACAUAAUGAUAUAAUAUGUGAUCCUACAGUAGCCAUUACUCAACAUUAUCUACCGCACAAUCUUAACGUUACUUAUACACGAGAAUAUAAGUUAAAGAAUGCUGAAGACAUAAAAAUUAUUGAAGUUUAUCAGGCAUUUGAGAAGAAUAAAUCCGCAACCGCUUAUUUUAGUGAAGCCCCCAAACAUCUAUUAGAAGUUCGUAAAAAUAUUUAUCAAAAUGUAGAAAAAAUAUUUAAUAAAUAAAAUUUUAAUGCAUCUAUUUGUUUUUUUAUCGCAUAAUCUUGGUAUUAUUCCUCAAAUAAAUAUAAGACAAAAGACUACCGAAGAUCCCCAUCAUAUUUAACCACCAGAAACAUCUGUAGCCAGCUGAAGUCUUCUGAAGUCGCUAUCUGAAGUCAGCUGAAGUCACCUGAAGACUCCUCUAAAGACAUCUGAAGACCAUAGAAACACUAUUUAUAGGGGUGUCACAUCAAAAUGCUUCAGUUAUAAUAGGGCAAUGGAUACGUCACGUAAACGAAAAAUUGUAGAACUUAGACGUAUCAUUCGAAAAAAGUAUAACACCUUAAAGAAAAUGGAAGAUGAUAAAAUUGAACGAAUAGAAAAUAUACGAAGUCCUAUUACAGAACCUUUGAAAGAAAUAGCUGAAGCAAACGAAAACAACGAAUAUCUAGAUAAAUACAAUGAAAAAUGUAUCGAUUAUGAUAACUGCUAUGGACCUGUUUAUAUAGAUAAUAAAUGGCUAAUGGGUACUAAGGAACUAGAAUUUACUAAACAUAAUAUAGUUCUAGGUGAUACCAAGUUUAAUGCUACUCCUGGUUUAUAUGAAUUAUUAUUUUCUAAGAAACCAACAAAUUUUACUCCUAAGGACCAUCAACUCUACAAACAAAUUUUGGAUAUAACUAGCGCUCACCUUGAUUCAAGAGGACAUCUGAGGCAUCAAGCUGACAAAUUAAAAUUUAGCACAAUCAUUAGACCUCUAUUUAAAAAUAAGACAAAAUCUAAAAGUUUUAAAAAUGCUGUUGAACGAAGACGAAACAUGCGAGAUGAUAGGCAAAACAUUAAGCAAAUACCGGGGAAUACUAGACGUGUAAAACCCAUAGAAAGAUUGUAUGAAGAAGACAAUAAAUAUAUUUACCGGGACGAUCCUAACGAACUUUGCGAUCGAUUGAAGCUAUUCGUGGCGUCGAAGAAUGCAGGAAAUACUUCGGUAAACAACGAAAUCGCUAGAAUAAUCGACAAACUUCGAGAAGCAGAUAUCAUAUAUUAGACUACGUUACAUAUUAUAAUCAUUUUCAUCAUGAGUCUCGAUAAGUUUGGACGUAGACGACAAAGUAAUGGUG
This is a messenger RNA of Psylliodes chrysocephalus, 1793 nucleotides long. The record is from the annotation of a GenBank genome assembly. NCBI's taxonomy places the organism in Eukaryota, Metazoa, Arthropoda, Insecta, Coleoptera, Chrysomelidae.